This is a messenger RNA of Eremothecium gossypii ATCC 10895, 1638 nucleotides long. RefSeq names its product putative indolepyruvate decarboxylase family protein (gene PXP1). Gene Ontology annotation, biological process: fatty acid alpha-oxidation. Gene Ontology annotation, cellular component: peroxisome. The transcript has a single exon. The coding region runs from base 1 to 1638 and encodes 545 amino acids. NCBI's taxonomy places the organism in Eukaryota, Fungi, Ascomycota, Saccharomycetes, Saccharomycetales, Saccharomycetaceae. Gene Ontology annotation, molecular function: thiamine pyrophosphate binding; magnesium ion binding; catalytic activity. The record is from RefSeq and is marked provisional.
AUGGGGAUACAGGUAUCGGAUCAGAUUGCUAUCGCUCUUAAGCAACAUGGCAUUGAGGUUGUCUUUGGUAUCGUGGGCAUACCUAUCGUUGAACUUGCGGAGAAAUUAGCGGAACAUGGUGUAAGAUUCAUUGCAUGCCGCAAUGAACAAAGCUGCUCCUAUGCGGCCAGCGUCUACGGGUACCUGACGAACAAGCCCGGUGCGUUGCUGGUGGUGGGAGGUUCUGGUGUGGUGCAUGCAUUGGCUGGAAUUCACAAUGCAUGGGUCAACAAGUGGCCCCUCUUGGUUAUAGCUGGGAGCACGGAGGAUGAGUACAAGGGGGGGUUCCAGGAGUUGGACCAAUUACGAAUCGUAGCGCCAUGGACGUCAUUUAAAGGGCGCCUAUCGCUCGAUAACGUGAACUACAUGGUGUACACGGCGGUGAAGACGGCGGUAUUACAACAUGGCGUAAGCUACUUGGACGUUCCGGGCCGUCUGAUUAACAUGGAUGCGGUGGGACCGCUAGCCUCAAAGCCCGUGGAUAUCCAGCAUGUUAGAAGCGGGCCUGACAGCAGCAGGGUACAGGGAGCAGCGAAGCUACUACAGGAUGGAAGGAACAUACUGGUGGUCGUCGGGAGAGGAUGUGCCGAGUAUCCAGGUGUGGUGCGCAGCUUCUUGGAACGCUACAGACUACCAUUUCUACCUGUACCAAUGGCGAAGGGUAUUGUGCCGGAUUCGCAUGAGCUGAAUGUCAACGGGUGCCGGUCUCUAGCUUUAAAACGGGCUGAGAUUGUGUUGGUGUUGGGCGCGCGGCUGAACUGGAUAUUACACUAUGGCUCCGCUCCGAAGUGGAAUGCGGAUGCCACGUUCAUCCAAGUUGACCGGGAUCCCGCCACCCUUGGACACAACAAUAGCUCUGGUGUCAACUACUCUGUGCUCAGUGACGUUGAACUGUUCAUUAAUGCUAUCACAGCAGUACUCCCACAAUCAUGGCAGUACAGAGGUGUUGACAAUGAGGUCUUGGAUAAGAUUCGGGAGAACGGCGUAAAGUUACAACGGAAGGCGCAGCUUACGCCUGGGAGUCCUUUAAAUUACCAUGCUGUUUAUUCUCUACUGCGCAAGCUGAUUGACGACAAGAAUACCAUUUUAAGUGCUGAGGGCGCGAAUACUAUGGAUAACUCUCGGUUGUGGUUCGGGACCGACUAUCCAAAACGGCGACUAGAUGCUGGCACAGGUGCUACAAUGGGGCUUGGAGUAGGCUAUGCCCUUUCAGCAAAGUUAGCUAACCCUGAUAAGUUUGUGGUGGCUCUCGAGGGUGAUUCGGCAUUCGGGUUUUCCUGCAUGGAACUCGAGACAGCGGUGAGAAACAAGGUGGGCCUUGUUGUAGUCGUGAUGAAUAAUGGUGGGAUAUACCAUGGAAAUCCCGGAAGUGGCCCGGUUCGUACCACCGAUUUGUCUCCAGAGUGCGCUUACCAUCUAGUUGGACAGGGAUUGGGAUGCAAUGGAGUCCUCAUCCGCACGUUGGAUGAGCUAAAAAAGGAGUUCCCUAGGGCCCUACAGAAUUCAAUGAAGAGUAUAACCACCGUCCUAAACGUUAUACUUGAGCCAGGUACGCAGACAAACGUUUCAUUUGGCUGGCAGGCAAAGAGCAAUAUGUAA